AUGAUUAAGAAGGGAAGAUUCAUGUUUUUUGAACAAUCAGUAUUUUCAAUUCUUUUUUUAUUGACUACAAGUUGUCCUUUACUUGAUUAUGAAUAGUCCUUGUUAAGUAGCACAGAUCCAAUAUAAGAAACCAUUAUAGAAGGUAUAGGGUCAUCUUAAAGUUUUGCUUUUUGGAGUUUUAGUAUUCCAAUGUGGGAAGUAAAGAAAUACCCUUAGGUUGAAGAAAAAUUAUAUGGUGAUAAUAGAAAUGAAUAACUGUUAUUUGUAUUGAAAUCACUUGAUGAUGAGAGGGUGAUUAUGUUUAUGCAUCUUGCAUUUUCAGAUUUCUUACCUUUUGUCUCACAUAGACUUUAUGUAGAAGAAGAGAUUGAUAGUAAUAAUGUGUUUAAUUAUUUCUAUAUAUCAUCUCAAUAUGAAGGAAUUUGGACUCUUACGAUAAUAACUAUAUAAUAGAAAAGUGUAAUUGUAGAAACGGAUGCAAUAUCAAGACAUCAAAUACCUGAUCUGUCUUAAGAAUUGAAUAAUGUUAAAUUCAUAAUAGGCGGAACAGGAAUAGUAAAUGUAAAUAAAUAGAUUUUAGAUCAAUUCAUCCCAUUAAUUGGGGAUUUUUAGAGGAAGGUUAUCAAAAUUAAUAAAGUUUACGGAUUAUUCGGCAGGUUCCUUUUAAUUUAUUAAAGUAAAUUGUGCAAUCCCUCGUAAUGUUGUAGGGAAAUAAACUGUAAGUUUGAUACCAGGAUUGAAGAACUUCGAAGGGGAUACAUAAUUGAAUUUUGAAGUGAAUUAAGUAGGAUAGAAAUUUUACAUUUCUGGUUGGAUAAAACUGGAUCCAUCAGAGGCUAGUUUUAUUACAACAUAUUUGGUUCUUCGAUUAACAACUUUUAAGUUUUAUUCUGAUGAAUUGAGAUUGGGAGAUGAAAUACUAAAAGUAACUGUAGAUUUAGAUCUUGCUGAUCCAGCUAAUAGUGGAUAUAAUAUAAUAUCUCAUCAUUAUGCUAUGCCUAUUUAAGGAGCAGUCAAUCCUAGUUUUCUAGGCAAGAGACGAUUAGAAGAUCCAUUAAGUCCUAAUUUCUAAUAUUAAUUGACUAAAUGGCAUUUUAUGGUAUUUCAACAUGGAUUAUCAGGAAUGUAUAAAACAGAAAUGAGAAUCAAUUUUUAAUAGGGAGCCUCAUAUCAAUUGAAUAUCAUACCAUUUGAUGAUUUUAAUGCAUAAGGAUUAUUUAUAAAUACAAAAUACUAUAUUAUUUUUGGAGGUGACUUGACUGUAUUUAGAAAAUUACGUGGAAAAAUGUAAAAUUUUCAAAUUUGUUACAAUUAUGAUAUAGAUGAAGAUAUAUAAUUUUGUAAGUUUAUAAUAGUAACUUUAAAGAAUGUCAUCCUACAUGUUUUAAUUGUAUUGGGCCAUUAGCAUCUAAUUGUAUGGGAUGUUAAAGUGAUUUAAAUAGAAGAUGGUCAGAAGAUCUUAAGACAUGUUUUUGUAAUUAUGGUUAUUUAGAGAUUGAAGGAAUUUGUUAUUCAUUUAAUGAAAUCUAUCCAACACUUCAAUUUGAUGAGAUGCCUAUGGAUUAGACAAGUUCUAUUUGUCCAUUUGGUUAUUUCUAUUUGGAAAUCAAUAAUGAAUGCAUUUAAUGGUAAUUUCAUUAUUUAUUAUAUAGUCCAUAAAAAACUUCAACAGAUUUAUUAUGUGUUGAUUGUUUAUUUGAUCCUAAUACUUGGUCUUUAUUUCCUGUAUGUAAGACAGACUAUGUUACUGAAAAAAUUACAAUAUCUGAUGAUGCUUAUAGAAAAUAAUAUAGAUCAAGUGUAGAAAACGAUGUUUUUUUUAUUGAUUAGAAUUUCAAUUUAUAAUUAAUUGAAGGUGCAUCUAAUUAUUGUAAUACAGAUGAUGAAUUACCUAAUUGUUUUGAAUUUGACAAUUUAAAACAUUUAUAGAAUAGAGUAUAUCUAAUUUGUAAAGAGAAUCAUUAUUUUAAUAAUAAUCAAUGUAUUUUAUUAGAUACUAAUUGUAAACUAACAGAAUAUAAGGAAGCCAAAUGUUUAGAAUGUAUAUAAGGAUAUUACUUAUUAAAUGAUAAAUGUUUAUAAUGUUCAUUUAGAUGUUCAUCUUGUAAUUCAUUAAAUUGUUUAUCUUGUCCAUCUGGAUAUGAACCAGUUGGUAGAGAGUGUUAAAGUUGUGGUAAUUAUUGUUCAAAUUGUAUUCUUUAAAUGAAUUUGUAUACUCUUUAACCAUAUAUGAAAUGUUUAAAAUGUGUAAAUGAUUAGAAAUAUUUUUUAUCUUUGAAUGGAGUUGAUUGUGUAUUAAAUACAAUAACUAAUUGUAUAUAUGCAUUUUAAGUAGCUUCAGAAGAUAGUAAAUUAACUACUUUGGAUCAUUCAUUUACACCUUACACUGGAUUAAUAAUUACUAAAUGUGCAAAAUGUAAAGAACCUUAUUCAUUUAAUGAGUAAACAUUAAGUUGUGUUAUGAGAAAAUAAACUUCAUGUUCUUACAAUUAUCGUUUACUAAGUAGUGAUAAUGAUAUUUGUCUUUUUGGACCUACAACAUCAAUUAUUGAUCCUGUUUCAUUUACUACUGGAUGUAUUGCACUUAAUCAAAAUUGUUAUACUUGUAUUAAAGGUUAAGUGAAUACAAAAGUAUCAUACUUAUGUUUGAUUUGUAAUAAUGGUUAUUAUUCAGAAAAGAUGACAGGACAAUGUCAACCAUGUCCUAGUAAUCUUCAUUGUUUAUCUUGUUAUUAAUAAAAUAAGAAAUCUAAAGAUAAUUGGAAAACUGAUAUUAGACCUUAUUAUAGAUAAGCAAUUGAUGAUAAUUUACAAUCACAUUCUUUUAUUGAUUAUGGCACUUCUUAAAAUAUUGAAGAUUAUGAAGUUGUCUGUAAAUUUUGUUAAUCAGGUUAUGAAUUAUACAAUAAUCUAUGUAUUAAAGCUUGUCCUGAUUCUUGUAUUUCAUGUAUUAAAAUAAAUAAUGAAAAUAUAUGUGUUAAAUGUCCAGAUUUUAUUAAUGGUAGAUUUUUAUCUUUACAUGAAAAUGAAUGUAUUUAAUGUCCAAUUAGUUGUUCAUUAUGUCGUUAAAGAGAUCAAGAUGAAAUUAUUGUUAUCAAUCCUUUAUUUAAUAAUUUAGAUUUCAAAUAUUCAUCUAAUCAAUGUUUAAAACAAUUUCAUGGUUACUUUGAUUAAUAAUUAGGCAUAUUUAUUGAUUGUUAACAUUCUGAAUGCAUAAGAAAAUUAUAAAUCAAUUUAAAUUUAUAUUGUUCAAUUUCUGAUUAUAAUGAUAUACUUAAUUAAUAGAUAACAGAUAAUGACAUCAAAAUAUUCAAAUAAUCUAAUAUAUUAAUUAAUGAUUUAUUUUCAUAGAAUAGUUUUGAAUAAGUAUUUAAAUACAAUAUCAUAGUUUGAAACAAAUGAAUUUUAUAAACAAGCAAAUGAAAAAGUCAUUAAAAUAAUACUCAUUAAAAUUGUCAGUAAUAUACCUUAAACUUGUAUUAUAAAUAACACCAAGAAUAUAAGAUAAAUUUUCAGUUAAAAUAUUUUCUCUGCUAUGUAAAUUUAUUAUUCUAUUUAGAAAUGUUGAACUUGAAAUUCAUGGUAAUGGAAUUACUACAUUUAAAUUUGAUAAGGUUAUAUCAUUUAUCAAUUUUAAAAGAGUUUAUCUUAAAGAUAUAAUAAUUAAUCCUUUUGAAAUUAAUAAUUAAAAAUAAUUAAUCUUUAUUAGUGCUUUCAUUUAAUAAAUUUAAUUAAGUAAUCUAAUAUAUACUACAGAUGUCUCUAACUAAAAAUAAUAAAUCAUUAUCAAGAAUUCAAAUGAAGUAUUAAUUGAAAAUUUUAAAUUAUCUAACAUUGAUAUUAAUAAUUUAGAAGCCUUUAUUAUAAUUGAUCAAAUACCUUAAAAAUAAUAUAUCAGAAUAUCUAAUGUUGAAUUAAUUUCAAAUUAUAUAUAGAAUCUAAUUCUAAUAUUCUUGAAUUUGAAAUCAAAUGAUUCUGUAGAAAUAUCGAAUAUCAAAAUUGAUUCAAAAUUUGAAUAAGCUUCAUUUUUAAAAUAAGUAUCUGGAAAUUUGAUUAUGAAUAAUAUCUAAAUUUAGGACAGUCUAAUAUUAAAUGUCAGCAGUCUUUUUAAUUUGGGAACUUUGCUUCACAUUGAAAUUAAUCAAUUAUAAAUAUUCAAUUCUUUUUUAAUUAAUUCAACUAUCUUGUAUUUAAAUGGAUAUUCAUCAUUAAUAAAUAUAGAAUUCAAGAAUAAUGAAUUAUCUAUUGAAUCAGUUGGAAUAACAAAUAAAAAUGUUGAGGUCAAACUUUAUACAUUUAAAGAUAUUUCAUUUACAUUAAAUUAAUAUGAUUAAGGUUCAAACUUAAUUAAAAUCAAGGAAAGUUUUAGUCCAAAUAAGAUAAUAUUGAUUAAUAAAAUAAAUUUAAUUGCUAAUACAUUAACAUCAAUUCCAAGUUAAUAACUUUUAGAAUAACAAUUAACAACCCUAAUAUAUCUCUAAAUAUAAAAUGUGACUAUUGAUGAUUUAACAAUAUAAAGAGCCUAUAGUAUAAGAGAUAUUACAUUUGUUGAUGUAAUAUAUCUAUAUCUAAAUAAAAUUAAUAUUCAGUAACAUGAACAAUAUAAAUUCAAAGGUCUUCAUUAAUAUGUGGAUUGUUUCACAAAAUCAAUUUAAAGUAUAUACUUUAUUACAUCACUAUAUUUAUAUGAUGUUUCUUAAAUAGUAAUCUAUUAAUUAACAAUAGAAACAGCUGAAUCUAUUAAUUAUCCUAUUAUUAACAUCUAAAGUUCUAUUGCUGUUUCUUCAACCUAGAAAUCGAUACAUUUAGAAUAGGCAAACUUUAUUAAUAAUUUGCUCAUAAUUAGUAAUAAGAUGAAAUCAACUUCACUUUUUCAAAUAAAUUCAGAAUAGGAAUAUCAAAUAACCAUUCUUGAUUCAUUUAUGAAAUAAAACUUAAUGCAUCAAUAUGAAUAAAAUGAUCGAAUAUUUUCAGGUUUAAUAUUCAAUUUCGAUUGUCCUUACUGUAAAAUUAAAUUUAUGAAUCUCAUAAUCUAAGAUAAUCUUGUUACAAAUACUACAGAUAAUGUAAUAUAAAUUAAAGCUAAAUCUAUAUCAAUUGAAAAAUCAAUAUUCCUUCAAAAUUCAAUAUUUGAAUAUUCUAUAUUAUAACCUUAUCUAUUGUGGGGAUUCCAUAUAAAUGAAGAAAUCUUUAUUGAAUAAAUAUAAUAAAUAUUCCCAAUCAGAGUUGUUACUGGAAAUAUUAAAUUGAUUGGCUAAAAUAUUUAUAUAGAAAAUCUAAAUAUCACUAAUUCAUCUGGACCAGCUCUUUACAUUAAAAUAGAAAGUGAUGCAACAUUACUCAUAAAAAAUGCUACAUUUUCUCAUAUUAACACCCACUUUAUUGAUUCAGAUGAGAAUGGAGGAGCAAUCUAUAUUGAUUCAUCAUAUGCAAUUAGAUCUAAUAUAAUACUCUCAAAUAUUACAGCAUUUAAUAUCUAAUGUAGAAAUUAUGGUGGUUUAGUCUAUCUAUUCAAUGGAGAGAGUUAAAUUUAAAUCAAUCUAACCAAUCUCAACAUAGCUGAUGUUUAUGCUUUAAAAGGAUCUAUAAUUUUUAGUGAAUUUUCAUCAACUUUUAGUUCAAUUUAAGCAUUUAAAAUUUCACAUUUGGUAAUUGCCAAUUAAUUGUAAAAUUAAAUCUAAUUCUUUUAAAAAUUUAAUAAACUUGAUUCUUCUUCAAUGCAAACAUUAACUUUUUAAAGAAGUCUUCUAUAAAUAUCUAAUGCUUGGACAAUAACAUUAGAGUAUCUGUAAAUAUCUUAAUUAAUUUAUGAGUCAUUAGGAUUCUUUGACAAUAUUAAAAAUACUCAAAUAAAAUAGAUUUAGCUAACAUAAUGUCAAUUAAUGAAUUCUUUAAUUAUAAUCAAUACAAUUCUAACAUAAUCUUAAAUUUACAUACACUAAUUAAAAUUACAUAAUAUAACUAUUUUUGAUAACAUCCCUUUAACAACUUCUUCAUUAUUAUGUACUAAUUUAGAAUCUUAAAUUAAAUAAGCAUAAUUUUAAUGCUUAAAUGAAUUUUUCAACAAAUAAUCACCCAUAUAAUUAAAUUCUAAUUAUAACUAAUAGUCCUCUUAAUCAUCAUGUAUAAUAUAGUAGUUAAAAUAAUUAGAUAGAAAAUAAAAUGCUAGUUUAAUUGAUAUCAAACUAUAUAAUUCUAGUUUAAGCAUUUCAUAGGUUUCAUUUUAGCAUCUAAAUUGCUCAAAUGGAUUAUUAUUUAUUAACUUUUAACAUAAUGAAGGAAAUCUCAAGAUGUAAAAUAUAAACAUAUAAAAUAAUGUAUGUGAAUAAUCAAGUUGUGUAAAAAUUAUUAAAUUAAAUUCUUCUAAUCGUAUACUUGAGAAUUUGAAUCAAUACAUUAAUAAGAAAUAAUAUGACUUCAAAUUAUAAGAUUAUAUUUGUAGUUUUAAUUAUGGAUAUGAAGGUACUUGCCUUUAUAUUUCAAAUAUCAAUACUUUAAUUGUUUCUUCUAUUUUUCAACAUAAUAUAGCACAUGAAUCUGGUGGAUCUAUGAUUGUAAUUGGAAAUUAAUUGUUCAUUUUAGCAUAUUGUACAAUUUAAAAUAACACAGCUUAAUUUGGAGGAGGAUUUGCAAUUUCUGAUUAAAUGAUUUAGAAUUUAACAAAAUUAGGAUCUAUUUUGACUGAAAAUAAUGCCAUAAAAUUUGGAGAUAAUCAAGCUUAAUUACCAUCUUCAUUAUCAAUAACAAUUGAUUUGAAGAAUAUUUUACCAAAGAUUAAGAUUAUUGAAACAAAUAAUCUAUUGAUAGAAUAAAUUGAUAUAAAACCUUAUCAAGUAUUUAGGAAUACAUAUUCAGAUGCUUUGUAUGUACCAAAUGGUUAGAAGAUUUCAAAGUAUGAAUAUUUUGAUUGGAAAAAAGGAGAAUAUUAUCUAUAUAAUUUACAUUUAAGAAUUAUAGCAUUAGAUCAGCAAAAUGAAAUUCAAGAGAAUCUAAAUGAUACAUAUUGUGAAAUUAAUGGUAGAUUACUAAAGGAUAAUGAAAAUACAGUAUUUAGUGAUAAUUUUACAAAUUAAAAAAAUGUAAGUUUUAAUUCUACAGAUUAUAAUUUAGAUGAUAUCAUAUUUUAUUUAGAUGAUGAACUCAAUAUGACUUUAUAAAUGUAAUUUUAUUGUAAUUCAAUCUAUAUUCCAAUAUAUGGAGAACAAUAAGAAAUAAUAAGUUAUCAUAAUAACUAUUUCUUAAGAUUAAAUAUUAAGACAUUACCAUGCUAAAUAGGUGAAAUAAAGAAGAGUUCUGACUUAACAUGUUAGCCAUGUGAUGCUGAAUAAGGUUAAUAUUCAGUGAGUUUUAAUUCUCAGAAUUGUACUAUUAAAGAUGAUUUAUCAACAAAAGAAAUCAAAUCAGCUCAAAUGAAUCUUAGACCUGGAUAUUGGAGACCUUAUUUUUAUAUUGAUUAAAUUAGUUAAUGUAUUAAUUUACUAAGCAAUUGUUUGGGAGGAUGGAAAGAAGGAGAUACAUCAUGUUUUAUUGGACAUAUAGGUGCAUUAUGUGAAGAAUGUGACAUUUAUAAUUUACGUGGAGAUGGUCACUUCUCAACAAGUACUAAAUAUUCUUGUAGUUCUUGUGCUGAAAAAGAUACCAAUUCAAUAAUUAUAACAGCUAUAAGCAUUUGGUAAUUAAAAUUUAAUUAUUUUCAAGGACUUUGGUUUCAAUUUUAAUUUCAGUAAAGAGUACAGUCUCCUUACUUGAAGAUAUAGCAUUAAAAGUAUAAGUAAAAAAGAUUAGAUUCUUUAUGUCAAUGCAAGAAUCUUAUUCUGGAAUUCUCAUUAAGAUGUUAACCAAUCAUCUUUAAAUAUUAUCUACUAUUACUAGUUUUAAAUUGAAUCUGCCUAGUGGAUUUGCAAGUACAAUCAAUGCUUCUGGAAAUCCUAUUUAAACUAUGACAUAUUCUCUUGACUGUUUUUUAAUGGAAAUGUUCUAUUUCAACAUCCAUUAUUCAAGAAUGAUUUGGUAGAUGAUUAUGCCAUUCAUUUAUAUCUUUAUUUUCUUUUUAUUGUACUGUAUUGCAAUCAAAUUAAAAAAGGUUAUUUAUAGUGUAAGUGUAAUAACAACAACCUUCAUUUAUUUGUAUAUAUAUCUUCAACCAAAUUUAGUAGGUGGCUUAAUAUCCUUAAUAUCCUUCAGAAAUAUAUCUAAUGUUAAGUGGAUUUAAGCUAAUGUAGCAUAUAGGUAUGAUACCUUAUCUCAUUUUCUGUGGCUUUUAUCCUUUUGUCUACCAGGUUUAAUAAUUAUAGCCUUUCUUAUUCCAUUUCUCUUUUUUUAUGCUUUGUACAUAAAUAAAGAAAACCUUAAUGAUAAAAAAGUUAGACAAUAAUGGGGAUAUCUCUAUAAUGAAUAUAAAACUGAUGUGUAUUUUUGGGAAAUUGUUAAAAUUGUAGAAAAAGAAUUAUUAAUUAUUUUUCUCUCUUAUUAUGAGGAAACUAUAGUAAAGAAAGGUAUUCUUGUUCUAUUGGUUGUUUAUAUCUAUUUGGAACUCAAUACAAAAUUUAAACCAUAUCAAUCUCCUAAUUUGAAUAGAUUGGAUGCUUAUUCAGCUAAUGUAUGUGAAAUCUCGAUUGCCCUUGGUAUAGGAAUUUAUGUUGAUUAAUUAUAUGGCUCUUUAGAAGUUUAAAUACCCUACUUUAUAAUUUUGGCAACUCUCAACUUCUAUUUCUUCUUACUUGUUUUCAAAGAAAUAUUACAAUCAUAUAGCAGAGAUUUAGAAAUAUAAUUAGAUAAGGUGCGUGAUUUAGUGAGACAAAAAGCUCCUUGGACAAUGUAAUAUCGAUUCCUCAAUAAAGAACUUUAAAAUAGAUAAGAAAUAAGAGUCAGAGUUAAAACAAGAUACCGAAAACUUAGAGAAUAUUUAAUAGAACAAGCAAAACAAAUUCUAGAAUUCAAACANUCUCAUUAAGAUGUUAACCAAUCAUCUUUAAAUAUUAUCUACUAUUACUAGUUUUAAAUUGAAUCUGCCUAGUGGAUUUGCAAGUACAAUCAAUGCUUCUGGAAAUCCUAUUUAAACUAUGACAUAUUCUCUUGACUGUUUUUUAAUGGAAAUGUUCUAUUUCAACAUCCAUUAUUCAAGAAUGAUUUGGUAGAUGAUUAUGCCAUUCAUUUAUAUCUUUAUUUUCUUUUUAUUGUACUGUAUUGCAAUCAAAUUAAAAAAGGUUAUUUAUAGUGUAAGUGUAAUAACAACAACCUUCAUUUAUUUGUAUAUAUAUCUUCAACCAAAUUUAGUAGGUGGCUUAAUAUCCUUAAUAUCCUUCAGAAAUAUAUCUAAUGUUAAGUGGAUUUAAGCUAAUGUAGCAUAUAGGUAUGAUACCUUAUCUCAUUUUCUGUGGCUUUUAUCCUUUUGUCUACCAGGUUUAAUAAUUAUAGCCUUUCUUAUUCCAUUUCUCUUUUUUUAUGCUUUGUACAUAAAUAAAGAAAACCUUAAUGAUAAAAAAGUUAGACAAUAAUGGGGAUAUCUCUAUAAUGAAUAUAAAACUGAUGUGUAUUUUUGGGAAAUUGUUAAAAUUGUAGAAAAAGAAUUAUUAAUUAUUUUUCUCUCUUAUUAUGAGGAAACUAUAGUAAAGAAAGGUAUUCUUGUUCUAUUGGUUGUUUAUAUCUAUUUGGAACUCAAUACAAAAUUUAAACCAUAUCAAUCUCCUAAUUUGAAUAGAUUGGAUGCUUAUUCAGCUAAUGUAUGUGAAAUCUCGAUUGCCCUUGGUAUAGGAAUUUAUGUUGAUUAAUUAUAUGGCUCUUUAGAAGUUUAAAUACCCUACUUUAUAAUUUUGGCAACUCUCAACUUCUAUUUCUUCUUACUUGUUUUCAAAGAAAUAUUACAAUCAUAUAGCAGAGAUUUAGAAAUAUAAUUAGAUAAGGUGCGUGAUUUAGUGAGACAAAAAGCUCCUUGGACAAUGUAAUAUCGAUUCCUCAAUAAAGAACUUUAAAAUAGAUAAGAAAUAAGAGUCAGAGUUAAAACAAGAUACCGAAAACUUAGAGAAUAUUUAAUAGAACAAGCAAAACAAAUUCUAGAAUUCAAACAGUAUAUUUAAGGAACUAAAACAUAUAAAAGUGCCAAAGUAUAUCCUGAAUAAUUUAGCGAAUGUUCUUAACCAGAGUAAUUAUAUAUAAUCUAUAUCUAGGGAAAUACAUAAAGAGCAAAAUGAGAUCAUUCAAGCUAAACAGAGUUAAUCUGAUUUAUAAGAAUGUUUUGUUUGA
Paramecium pentaurelia is the source of this 10242-nucleotide messenger RNA. The record is from the annotation of a GenBank genome assembly. Lineage: Eukaryota; Ciliophora; Oligohymenophorea; Peniculida; Parameciidae.